CGAAACAUCUUAUAGCAGACUCGUCGCACAGAGGGAGGCUUGGACAAGCCCCCAGAUCUUCUAAGUACUGCAAACACUUGGUAUGAAGAACACCAUUGCUUGACGUACUUGAACCUCCCCGACGUCCGCCACUCCAUUACCAGGCGUCACCCACAUGACAACGCCAUCUGUGAAUCGGCUGCCGACUCAUACAAGACACCAAUUAGAUAAUUAAUAAUUCAAGUGAGGUUUUCCUCCACUGGUUUACCUUCUGUUAAUUUUCUCAUUACUUAGCCAAUGAUAUGAAGCAGUGAGGAGCUCCUUGUCCUGUUGUGUUUUCCAGCUAGCACCUAACGUUUUCCACGCUCGUUUUGACUGUGCUGUCAGUACCUCCAUACCGCUAGAGAAGGGAAAGUCCUUGAGGCAGUGCUCUUGAAGUGGGACGCAGCAGCAGCAGCAGUAGCAGCAGCAGCAGCAGCAGCAGUAGUAGCAGCAGCAGCAGUAGCAGCAGUAGUGGAGUAAACUAUGGGCUACUCUGGGUAUAGAGGACCGGACAGACGUCGUAGCUAUAUUGUGCAGAUAAACCGUACACAGAAUCCCAGCUAUGCUGGACCUGUGCAACAAGAUGAGAGUGCCGCCAGAAAUGUACCAAGUACUAGCGGAACAGCUCUUAGAGGAACCUCCCAGCAUACACACAGUUCCAGUCAUAGCCGGGCCAUGGAGCAGAUGGGCGCUGCCGGUUAUAGCCGGGCCAUGGAGCAUAUGGGCACGGCCGGUCAUAGCGGAGCUAUGGAGCAUAUAGGCAUUGCCGGUCAUAGCCGGGCCACGGAGCAUACGGGCUCUGCCCGUCAUAGCCGGGCCAUGGAGCAUAUAGGCUCUGCAGGGCAUAGCCGGGCCAUGGAGCAUAUGGGCACUGUCGGUUAUGGUCAAGGCAUGGGGCAGACAGGCACUACCGGUUAUGGCCAGGGCAUGGAGCAGAUGGGCACUGCCGGUUAUGGCACGAGCAUGGAGCAGAUGGGCACUGCCGGUUAUGGCCCGGGCAUAGAGCAGAUGGGCACUGCCGGUUAUGGCCCGGGCAUAGAGCAGAUGGGCACUGCCGGUUAUGGCCUGGGCAUGGAGCAGAUGGGCACUGCCGGUUAUGGUCCGGGCAUGGAGCAGAUGGGCACUGCCAGUUAUGGUCCGGGCAUGGAGCAGAUGGGCACUGCCGGUUAUGGUCCGGGCAUGGAGCAGAUGGGCACUGCCGGUUAUGGCGAGGCCGUUGAGCGGAUGGGCACUACCGGUUAUGGCGAGGCCGUUGAGCGGAUGGGCACUACCGGUUAUGGCGAGGCCGUUGAGCGGAUGGGCACUACCGGUUAUGGCGGGGACCGUUGAGCGGAUGGGCACUACCGGUUAUGGCGAGGCCGUUGAGCGGAUGGGCACUACCGGUUAUGGCGAGGCCGUUGAGCGGAUGGGCACUACCGGUUAUGGCGAGGCCGUUGAGCGGAUGGGCACUACCGGUUAUGGCGAGGACGUGGAGCAAAUAGGCCCUGCCGGUUAUGACGAGGCUGUGGAGCAGAUGGACUCUGCCGGUUAUGGGGAGGCCGUGGAGCAGAUGGGUCCUGCCGGUUAUGGGGAGGCCGUGGAGCAGAUGGGUCCUGCCGGUUAUGGGGAGGCCGUGGAGCAGAUGGGUCCUGCCGGUUAUGGGGAGGCCAUGGAGCAGAUGGACCCUGCCGAUUAUGGGGAGGCCAUGGAGCAGAUGGGCCCUGCCGGUUAUGGGGAGGCAGUGGAACAGAUGGGCCCUGUUGGUUAUGGGGAGGCUGUGGAGCAGACGGGCCCUGUCGGUUAUGGGGAUGUCGUGGAGCAGAUGGGCAUUGCCGGAGAUAGCCAGACCCUGGAGCAGAUGGUCACUUCUGAUCAUAGACGAGCCACUGAGCAGACAGGCAUUGCCGAUCCUAGCAGGGUCGUGGAGCAGGUGUUCAUGUCUUGUCAAGGAUGGGCUGCAGAGCAGAUGGGCAUUCCCAGUUAUAGCUGGGUCGUGGAACAGCUCGGCAUUGCCGGUCAUACCCAGGGCGUGGAACAGUCGAGUGUUACUAGUCCUAACCAGGGCAUUGAAGAGAUGAGUGUUACUAGUCCUAACCAGGGCGUUGAAGAGAUGAGUGUUACUAGUCCUAACCAGGGCGUUGAAGAGAUGAGUGUUACUAGUCCUAACCAGGGCGUGGAACAGAUGAGUGUUCCUGGUCCUACCCAGCAUGUGGAACAGGGUGGUAGUUUAAGUCAAAACCGAAAUAUGCAACAGAUGGGCAUUCACGACCGUGCUGCAGAGCAGAUAGAAGUUUUAGGUCAAGGCCAGGCUGUGGAGCACACGAGCAGUCCAGGUCGGGUGGCGGCCGUGGAGCACGCUGGCAGUCCAGGUCGGGUGGCGGCCGUGGAGCACGCUGGCAGUCCAGGUCUGGUGCCGGACGUGGAACACUCGGGCAGUCCAGGUCGGGUGCCCGCCGUGGAACACUCGGGCAGUCCAGGUCGAGUGCCGGCCGUGGAACACGCGGGCAGUCCAGGUCGGGUGCCGGCCGUGGAACACGCGGGCAGUCCAGGUCGGGUGCCGGCCGUGGAGCACGUGGGCAGUCCAGGUCGGGUGCCGGCCGUGGAGCACGCGGGCAGUCCAGGUCGGGUGCCGGCCGUGGAGCAUGCGGGCAGUCCAGGUCGGGUGCCGGCCGUGGAGCACGCUGGCAGUCCAGGUCUGGUGCCGGACGUGGAACACUCGGGCAGUCCAGGUCGGGUGCCGGCCGUGGAACACUCGGGCAGUCCAGGUCGAGUGCCGGCCGUGGAACACGCGGGCAGUCCAGGUCGGGUGCCGGCCGUGGAACACGCGGGCAGUCCAGGUCGGGUGCCGGCCGUGGAGCACGUGGGCAGUCCAGGUCGGGUGCCGGCCGUGGAGCACGCGGGCAGUCCAGGUCGGGUGCCGGCCGUGGAGCACGCGGGCAGUCCAGGUCGGGUGGCGGCCGUGGAGCACGCGGGCAGCCCAGGUCGGGUGGCGGCCGUGGAGCACGCGGGCAGCCCAGGUCGGGUGGCGGCCGUGGAGCACGCGGGCAGCCCAGGUCGGGUGGCGGCCGUGGAGCACGUGGGCAGCCCAGGUCGGGUGGCGGCCGUGGAGCACGUGGGCAGCCCAGGUCGGGUGGCGGCCGUGAGGCACGCGGGCAGCCCAGGUCGGGUGGCGGCCGUGGAGCACGCGGGCAGCCCAGGUCGGGUGGCGGCCGUGGAGCACGCGGGCAGCCCAGGUCGGGUGGCGGCCGUGGAGCACGCGGGCAGCCCAGAUCGGGUGGCGGCCGUGGAGCACGUGGGCAGCCCAGGUCGGGUGGCGGCCGUGGAGCACGCGGGCAGCCCUGGUCGGGUGGCGGCGGCAGAGCACGCGGGCAGCCCAGGUCGGGUGGAGGCGGUGGAGCUGACGGGCAGCCCAGGUCGGGUGGCGGCCGUGGAGCACGCGGGCAGCCCUGGUCGGGUGGCGGCGGCAGAGCACGCGGGCAGCCCAGGUCGGGUGGAGGCCGUGGAGCUGACGGGCAGCCCAGGUCGGGUGGCGGCCGUGGAGCUGACGGGCAGCCCAGGUCGGGUGGCGGCCGUGGAGCUGACGGGCAGCCCAGGUCGGGUGGCGGCCGUGGAGCUGACGGGCCCAGCCCAGGCGGGUGGCGGCCGUGGAGCUGACGGGCAGCCCAGGCCGGGUGGCGGCCGUGGAGCUGACGGGCAGCCCAGGCCGGGUGGCGGCCGUGGAGCUGACGGGCAGCCCAGGCCGGGUGGCGGCCGUGGAGCUGACGGGCAGCCCAGGCGGGUGGCGGCCGUGGAGCUGACGGGCAGCCCAGGCCGGGUGGCGGCCGUGGAGCUGACGGGCAGCCCAGGCCGGGUGGCGGCCGUGGAGCUGACGGGCAGCCCAGGCCGGGUGGCGGCCGUGGAGCUGACGGGCAGCCCAGGCCGGGUGGCGGCCGUGGAGCUGACGGGCAGCCCAGGCCGGGUGGCGGCCGUGGAGCUGACGGGCAGCCCAGGCCGGGUGGCGGCCGUGGAGCUGACGGGCAGCCCAGGCCGGGUGGCGGCCGUGGAGCUGACGGGCAGCCCAGGCCGGGUGGCGGCCGUGGAGCUGACGGGCAGCCCAGGCCGGGUGGCGGCCGUGGAGCUGACGGGCAGCCCAGGCCGGGUGGCGGCCGUGGAGCUGACGGGCAGCCCAGGCCGGGUGGCGGCCGUGGAGCUGACGGGCAGCCCAGGCCGGGUGGCGGCCGUGGAGCUGACGGGCAGCCCAGGCCGGGUGGCGGCCGUGGAGCUGACGGGCAGCCCAGGCCGGGUGGCGGCCGUGGAGCUGACGGGCAGCCCAGGCCGGGUGGCGGCCGUGGAGCUGACGGGCAGCCCAGGCCGGGUGGCGGCCGUGGAGCUGACGGGCAGCCCAGGCCGGGUGGCGGCCGUGGAGCUGACGGGCAGCCCAGGCCGGGUGGCGGCCGUGGAGCUGACGGGCAGCCCAGGCCGGGUGGCGGCCGUGGAGCUGACGGGCAGCCCAGGCCGGGUGGCGGCCGUGGAGCUGACGGGCAGCCCAGGCCGGGUGGCGGGCGUGGAGCUGACGGGCAGCCCAGGCCGGGUGGCGGGCGUGGAGCUGACGGGCAGCCCAGGCCGGGUGGCGGGCGUGGAGCUGACGGGCAGCCCAGGCCGGGUGGCGGGCGUGGAGCUGACGGGCAGCCCAGGCCGGGUGGCGGCCGUGGAGCACGCGGGCAGCCCAGGCCGGGUGGCGGCCGUGGAGCACGCGGGCAGCCCAGGCCGUGGCCGGGUCGUGUAUAAGAGGGGAAGUGCAGGUCGAGGCCGUGCCCUGCAGCGACGGGGAAGUGCAGGUCGAGGCCGGGCCGUGCAUGGUAGGAGUAGUGCAGUUCGAGGCCGGGCCGUGCACAAGGCAUGUAGAACUGGCCGAGGCCGGGCAGUGCCAAGGAGUGGUAUUUCCAGUCGAGGCCAGGCUAUGCAUCAGCGGUGUAAUCUUGGCCGAAGGAGGGCCAUGCAGCCGCGUCCAGCUGGGGAAGUUCCUAGCACUAGCAGUACCGAAGUUAUGGAAAGGAACUUGCAGCGAUCAGACAGUCCCAGCCGAGGCGGUGGCAGAGAUAUGAGGUGCAAGUCAGGCCAGCGAAACAGUUCUUGAACGGUUAACUAAAUCUUCUGGAUUCCUCUGCAUCAAAACCGCAGACUUUCUCAUAAGCCUUGAAAGGGUUGUACCCUGUGACUUGGUGAAGCAUUUCUGAGGUUGCGCCUAGCAUCAGAGAAGACUGUGGAGAGUUGUGAAGUACACCUGGCCUUGAUCACAUUGGCGGCACUAGAGGAGGCUGCCUCACGAAGAUAUCAUGAGCCGUGUUUACAUAAACUUGUUUUUAAUCCAUGAAACUGGUUUAUUAAAGGCAGAAUUUUUCAAGUAAUUCUUGCUCUUAAUAUUUGUUAGCUCAGUUUGUCUGCCUAUGAGGCUUGGCAUGUCAUACUAAAAUAAUUUAUAAAUUUUUGGAGUACCAAAAUUUUAAGUAACUCUUUUUAUUACUGUUUAAUAGUUUGUGUUAAUGAAAGAAAAAAGUAGCUUCAUAAUGGUUAAAGUUAAGAUGGAUGCUAACAUUUUUCACAUUUUUGUUAAAGUAGUUUUUAGUAUUAAGUAACUUGGAAAAUGAAUUAUAUUUUUUAUUAGUUUUAUUGUAUUUAAUUUCGAUCAAAUAAAUGUUAAAUUUAAAUA
Cherax quadricarinatus is the source of this 5689-nucleotide messenger RNA. The record is from RefSeq and is a predicted model, not a curated record. Lineage: Eukaryota; Metazoa; Arthropoda; Malacostraca; Decapoda; Parastacidae.